AUGUACCGCCUGUGCCGCCGGUCCCCGCUGCUGUCCCCUCUGUCCCCGCUGCUGUCCUCGCCGCUGUCCCCGCCGCGCUGCCCCGCCCGGGCCGCGCUCCCGCCGGGGCCGGGCCCGCUCCGCGCCAGCGCCAAGAAUGCAGCUGAACCCCUCAAAAAGACAGACACUGAUCACAGUGCUGAAAACAAGAAACUCAACAAAUCCCAGCAGCUGAAGCAAAUUUUUAAAGAAUAUGGUGCUGUAGGGGUUUCCUUCCAUGUUGGAAUUUCCUUAGUAUCUCUGGGAAUCUUCUACCUGGCUGUGUCAAGCGGCGUGGACAUGAGCGCGGUUCUGUUGAGGCUGGGUUUCAGCGAGGCCUCUCUGCAGUCCAGGAUGGCAGCAGGCACCAGCACCUUCGUGCUGGCCUAUGCUGUGCACAAGCUCUUCGCCCCCGUGCGCAUCAGCAUCACCGUGGUGGCCGUGCCCUUCCUCGUGCGCUACUGCCGCAAGGUCGGCUUCUUCAAACCCCCGGCCUCCAGCCCCUGAGCCCUUCCUGCCUUUUCUUCUCCCGUGCUCCG
Sturnus vulgaris (Common starling) is the source of this 557-nucleotide messenger RNA. It is a transcript of the gene MIMS2, whose product is annotated as mitochondrial inner membrane scaffold 2. Gene Ontology annotation, cellular component: mitochondrion. The record is from RefSeq and is a predicted model, not a curated record. NCBI's taxonomy places the organism in Eukaryota, Metazoa, Chordata, Aves, Passeriformes, Sturnidae.